AUGAUGGUGAUGGAUCUGCAUUCAGCUCUGAACAACAAAGUGAGCAGAAUAUCAGUCAUGGCGAGACUCGUCCUUUCCCUCCUGCUCCUGUGUGGAUGCCAAAAUAGUUGCUGCCAGACCUCCACGGAGGCCCAGAAGGAGGCGGCGGCCAACGACAACAGCACCGUUUUCACCAGGAUCCUGGACGGGCUCCUCGACGGUUAUGACAACAGGCUCCGGCCGGGGCUUGGAGAGAACGUCACAGAGAUCAAGACGAAUAUCUUUGUCACCAGCUUCGGCCCAGUGUCGGAUACGGAGAUGGAAUAUACCAUCGACGUCUUCUUCCGUCAGAGCUGGAAGGACGAGCGCCUGUGCUUCAAAGGGCCGAUGGAGAUGCUGCCGUUGAACAACCUGCUGGCCAGCAACAUCUGGACCCCCGAUACCUUCUUCCUCAACGGCAAGAAGUCUAUCGCUCAUAACAUGACCACGCCCAACAAGCUGCUGAGGCUGAAGGACGACGGCACUUUGCUCUACACGAUGAGACUGACCAUAUCGGCAGAAUGCCCCAUGCAGCUGGAGGAUUUCCCCAUGGACGCACACGCCUGCCCCCUCAAGUUUGGCAGCUAUGCCUAUCCGGUGUCAGAGGUGGUCUACACGUGGACUAAGGGAGCGAGUAAGUCUGUGGUGGUGGCAGAGGACGGCUCCAGACUCAACCAGUACCAUCUCAUUGGGCAGAACGCCGGCACCGAGAACAUACACACGAGCAGAGGGCAGUACACAGUGAUGAUGGCCCACUUCUACCUGAAGAGGAAGAUUGGAUAUUUUGUCAUCCAGACAUAUAUGCCCUGCUUCAUGACUGUAAUCCUGUCCCAGGUGUCAUUUUGGCUAAACAGAGAAUCGGUUCCCGCGAGGACUGUCUUCGGGGUGACCACCGUGCUGACCAUGACCACCCUCAGCAUCAGUGCCAGGAACUCGCUCCCUAAAGUGGCCUACGCCACGGCCAUGGAUUGGUUCAUCGCCGUCUGCUACGCCUUCGUCUUCUCCGCCCUCAUCGAGUUCGCCACAGUGAACUACUUCACCAAGAGGAGCUGGGCCUGGGACGGCAAGAAGGCUCUGGAAGCACAGCACCCCAAGAAGCGAGACCCCAUGGUGCUGUCCAAAAAGCCCAACAACGUUUGCUCGGCGGGCGUCAACUACACCCCCAACCUCACCAAGGACGUGUCCAUCUCCACCAUCUCCAACACGACGUCGGUGCAGCUCCGGGCCGCCGAGGCCAAGAUGGUGGACCCCAAGAAGACCUACAACAGCGUCAGCAAGAUCGACAAGAUGUCGCGGAUAGUGUUCCCCGUCCUGUUUGGAACCUUCAACCUCGUCUACUGGGCCACGUACCUUAACAGAGAACCGGUGGUGAAGGGAGUGAGCUCAACGUAA
Cyclopterus lumpus (lumpfish) is the source of this 1410-nucleotide messenger RNA. RefSeq names its product gamma-aminobutyric acid receptor subunit alpha-5-like. Gene Ontology annotation, molecular function: GABA-A receptor activity; inhibitory extracellular ligand-gated monoatomic ion channel activity; benzodiazepine receptor activity. The transcript is spliced from 10 exons. NCBI's taxonomy places the organism in Eukaryota, Metazoa, Chordata, Actinopteri, Perciformes, Cyclopteridae. Gene Ontology annotation, cellular component: dendrite membrane; synapse; postsynapse. The record is from RefSeq and is a predicted model, not a curated record. Bases 1 to 1410 code for a protein of 469 amino acids. Gene Ontology annotation, biological process: regulation of postsynaptic membrane potential; signal transduction; gamma-aminobutyric acid signaling pathway.